AUGCUUCGUCUCUGUGGGUUCGAGGGCUCAAUGAUGAUCCCAAGCUUGUUGCGCCAAAUCAGAGACCCUGAGAGGGGCGUGUUGGCGCGUGGGGACUUACUCGAGCAGUUGCAAUUGUUCUGUCACGCUCAAUGCACUGUGCACGAUAUGUACAGUUCAGGAGUACGAACUGACACCAGGGCAAGUGUCUCGGAAACACCAAUUGCAGGAAGUCCACGGUCUGCGGAGAGGGAGCUCUUCCGCAUCAACAAUCGACGUCAGAUCCCGCCAUUUUCUGCCCGCCAUCGCCGCAAAACCAUGGACUUGCAAGCUUGA
This is a messenger RNA of Penicillium concentricum, 315 nucleotides long. RefSeq lists its product as uncharacterized. The transcript is spliced from 2 exons. Lineage: Eukaryota; Fungi; Ascomycota; Eurotiomycetes; Eurotiales; Aspergillaceae. The coding region runs from base 1 to 315 and encodes 104 amino acids. The record is from RefSeq and is a predicted model, not a curated record.